Molecule: messenger RNA, 6017 nt
Organism: Acanthopagrus latus (yellowfin seabream)
Lineage: Eukaryota; Metazoa; Chordata; Actinopteri; Spariformes; Sparidae
Gene: prkcg
Product: protein kinase C, gamma
Exons: 16
Coding region: 3143-4801 (552 amino acids)
Biological process (GO): protein phosphorylation
Molecular function (GO): zinc ion binding; ATP binding; diacylglycerol-dependent serine/threonine kinase activity
Source: RefSeq, a predicted model, not a curated record
GCACAUUCUCACAGACACCAACCUGGCAGUUCAUAAGCCGCCUCCUCAGGCAUCCCACUACUCCAUCUGAUUCUGACUUCCUUUGCACUUUUUCCGUCUUCCACCAGAUCCAGCUGCUUGGAGCUGGAGAAACAGCCUACACUGUGCAGCCACCACGCUGACCUUUAGUGAUCACAUAACCUCACCUCCUCAGUGCAGCCCACAUGAUGUUGCACUUACUUUAGGAACUCCACACACAUAGAGAUAAACACAAGCAGUAUACACACAAUUAGGAGAGAGGUUUUUUUUAGCAUGCCCACGAAGUCAGACCACAUGCAAACACGCACAAACUCACACACAGGCAGCAGUGUAGGAGGAAUUUUUUUAAGAUUUUAAAGGGAAACUCUAUCCAUUCAGUAUUUCACUUCCAGAAAGCUGAGGGAAUCACAGAGGACAUAUUAAAAUGAAAACGGUCAAAAUUGGCUGAGCUAGACCAUAUUUUUGACUAUGGUGUGGCCUAAUCUCCAAAAAUGCUGUAUCCUGCAAUUCCCAUAAUGCAACUCAGUAGCGACUUUAAUUAGGUCCCACUAUCUCACCAUCAGGGAAUUAUUUUUUUUUUCAGACUUUAGAAAAGCUCCUCCAGAGCCAGAAAAACACAUGGAACUGAUUUUUACAGGCUCAUUAAUGAGUAAACUUAACUUCAUGUGAACAAAUCGGAAAACACAGAAAAGACUUCAUUAGAAAGUCCUGCAUUCCAAAAUGUUCAGAAGUGCAGAUUUAACUUUUAAAGUAUAAGCAGUUAAAUGAACAUGGGCUUUCAAGGUACAGAUUCUAAAAUGUGUUCUGUUUUGUGGUGUCAGAUUCAUAAUGUUUAACACAUCGUGCAGGUUGUACCGUGUUUAAUAGUUGUAGCUGCUCCAGGUGGUGCAACAGUUUACACCCAUUGCUGUCCCCUGAAAACCCCCAAUAUCUGAUAAAUUUUCCUUGAGAGAUGUUACUCAGUGGCUAAUUUGCUUUGUGGAAAUGUAGGCAACUGGUUUUGAAAAGGAAGCAAUACUAGACUAACGGACUGCUUUUCAAAACCUGGCAACUACAUUGCCAACAACGCAACUGGCAUCACUAGAGGCCAUUAAUCAAUUGACAUGCAAUUCCCACUGGAGACACAAAAUCAUUUAUAGUAUUUUUUUUUCACAUAUGCAGUAAUGCUCCCCAAAGUGUAAACACACUUUAAUGUACACAAUAUGAGUUAGCUUGUAUUUUGUUAAUGUAUAAUGCAUGAUCAUUCAUGUAAAAAGGACCAUGUAGUGAGCUUGUUCCACCCGCUGAAGCCAUGCCAGUGUGUGUGUGUGUGUGUGUGUGUGUGUGUGUGUGUGUGUGUGUGUGUGUAAAUGGUUGUGCGACCGUGCGGUUGUGUGUUUGGACAUAUGGCGCGGGUGUAUGUCGGAUGCAGGGCGGUGCAUGUGCCAGCAGCCUCUGGGUAGCUUUCAGGACAUUUCUCCAACUGGCUGCUGUCUUGGCCGUGGUGGCAGCACUUAGCUCAGGGUGAAAACUCUUUUCCUUCACGCAGGAUGUCAACCUGGGUGUUGGAGCCCCCAGGGAGAAUUGGUCUGUUAAUUAAAGACCAAGAAAAGAUAGGCCUAAUUUUGAAAUGUAAAUAUCCUGUUUAUUAAGUCAGCCUCUUAAAGGCAAUGAGUUGUAAAUUAGGCUCCUUUGAUUAUCAAGCAAGUGACAUUGUCCUUAAAGGACAAAGGGAUGUGGGGUGGAAGUCAGUAACCUGCUCACUGAAUAAGACUGCACAGUGGUUUAACUCUAACAGAUCCGAGGACAGCUCCAACGGGCCUUUUUCACAGCAGACGUUUCGACUGGUCAUAGUGUUGCAAACAACAUUAGUGAUCGCUCUUUUCUGUGCGAGUGUCCUAGUAAGCUGUGACAGUGUGACAGUGAGUGUGCGUGUGCAGCACCAGGACCCUGAAAUUGAUGCAGUUAAAUGGAAUUUGGCCGCCAUUCAUCUCAAUACCUAUUCAUCUGUAAUCAAUACAGUCCGUACUGUUUAUGAGUAUUCUGGUCAGUUUUAUCACUUUCCGUUGAUGCAGCCCGGUUGACUUAAUCGCAUGUGUUGGAGAGGCAUUUGAACGCAUCAUUAAAUUUAAAAUGCAGUGAAUUCCCUGUGAUACCCAGCCAGCAACACUGUUGGUUAUCUCUGAAUCCAUACCUGGUUCUCUAUUGCUCUCUGCUGGCCAAAAGGCAGAACUGGCCUCGCUCGCUCAGUGCUGCAGACAGAGGCUAGUGCUGAAUGCUGAUCAAGGAUCAGAUUACCCUCCGCAACCCCAUCUUUAAUUAUUACUCAGCCAGAUGGUGAACUGAUUUUAGAUCAGUGAUUAUGGUCAGUUUCCUAUGAACCCCUGGGCCUCUCCAGUGUGAUUGUGAAGGAGACUCUCGGCGGUGUCUGGUUCGUCUCCGCCUUUCUAAACCUCCUAAUCAAAACUUGAUUCACAGCAGGCAGGCCGCUGAGUGGACUCUUUAGUCAAUCAAUGGCUUUAAUUAUUCAAUUAAAGCUCUAAGGAGAUGCUGGAAACUCGCCAACACCGCAGUUCUGGAAACAGGAGAAUUGUGUUUUGGUGUGUGUGUGUUUGUGACAAUAACUGACAGUGGUGUGCUUGACCUGGUCAGCAGCGUGACUCAGAACGGAAACUUCAAACUUCACACGUAAUCCCUUUGUUUGUCACCUUGGUAGCCCCCUACACAGCUGAUGGCCCUGCUGGAAAAACCAACAUAGAUAGCACACAUAGCAUACAUAGCACCAGAACCAGCACCAAAACACAACAUAUGCUGGUCUUGCUGGUGGCCAGUGACUAGCGAGACCAGCAUAUGUUGUGUUUUGGUGCUGGUCUAUUCUGUUUUUUCCAGCAGAGUUUGUUCUCAACUCCUGCUUGUGGGUUAGUCUUAAAGGGGCAUCGGCAAGCAGGGAUUCCAAUGUCAAGUUUGCAGUUUUGUGGUCCACAAAAGAUGUCACGAGUUUGUGACCUUCACUUGUCCCGGCUCCGUGACGGGUCCCAAACCAGAUGACCUAAAGAGUCGACACACGUUCAAGGUCCAAACUUACUCCAGUCCGACCUUCUGCGACCACUGUGGCUCGUUGCUGUACGGCCUCAUACACCAGGGCAUGAAAUGUUCCAGUUGUGACAUGAAUGUCCAUCGACGGUGUGAGACCAGUGUCCCCAGCCUCUGUGGCCAGGACCAUACAGAGAAGAGAGGGAGGAUCCACCUGACCAUCAGAGGAGAGUCGGAGGAUGUCUUUGUCACAGUGCGGGAGGCUCGUAACCUGAUGCCAAUGGAUCCAAACGGCCUGUCGGACCCGUAUGUUAAACUGAAAUUGAUUCCAGACCCCAAGAGCCACAGCAAACAGAAGACCAAGACCAUCCGCUCGACACUCAAUCCCGUCUGGAAUGAGAGUUUCACCUUCUCAGUGCGUGGUCACCAGUGGGACAGACGGCUGUCUGUGGAGGUGUGGGACUGGGACCGCACGUCCAGGAACGACUUCAUGGGGGCGCUGUCUUUCGGAGUGAGUGAGAUCUUCAGGCGCCCGAUCAGCGGCUGGUUCAAACUGCUCGCCCAGGACGAGGGGGAGUACUACAACAUCCCUGUGCCAGACCCGGAUCUGCAGGAGCCUCAGCCAGAUGCCACCACGCCCUCUCUGCCUCCAGCAACACCUGUCCCGCUCUCCGAGGCGUUCCCCGUGGCCCUGUCCCCUACCCCUCUACCGUCCUGUCCUCCCGUCCACUCCCCGGGCCCUGCCAAAGUCAGAGUGGGCAUCCACGACUUCAACUUCCUCAUGGUGCUGGGCAAAGGCAGCUUUGGCAAGGUGCUGCUGGCAGAGGAGCGAGGCAGCGAGCGUCUGUUCGCCGUCAAAGUGUUGAAGAAAGACGUCCUCUUCCAGGACGAGGACACGGAGAGUGCACUGGUGGAGAGGAGGGUUCUGGCACUUUCCUCUCGCCCUCACUUCCUCACAUCGCUCUACUGCGCCUUCCAGACUGAGGACCGUCUGUAUUAUGUGAUGGAAUACGUCAACGGAGGAGACCUGAUGUUUCACAUACAGAUUGUCGGCAAGUUCAAAGAGCCUCACGCAGCAUUUUAUGGAGCAGAGAUCGCGGUCGGCCUCCUCUUCCUCCACAGCAAAGGCAUCAUCUACAGGGAUCUAAAGCUGGAUAAUGUGCUGCUUGACAGCGAGGGCCACAUAAAGAUAGCUGACUUCGGGAUGUGUAGGGAGGGCAUGUUCGAGGGCGACACCACGCGCACCUUCUGCGGCACCCCUGACUACAUCGCCCCCGAGAUUGUGGCAUAUCAGCCGUAUGAUAAAGCGGUAGACUGGUGGUCCUAUGGAGUACUGCUGUAUGAAAUGCUGGCAGGACAGCCACCAUUUGAUGGUAUUGACGAGGAGGAGCUGUUUCAGUCCAUCAUGGAGCAGAGUGUCGUCUACCCGAAGAGUCUCUCUCGUGAGGCUGUCGCUAUCUGCAAGGGACUCCUAACAAAGCACCCGGCCAAGCGCCUAGGCGCCGGAGAAGAAGCAGAGAGGGAUAUCAGGGAACAUCCGUUCUUCCGCUGGAUUGACUGGGACCGUCUGGAGAGACUGGAGAUCCAGCCGCCCUUCAAACCCAGAACUGGCGGGAAGAAAGGGGAGAAUUUCGACAAGUUCUUCACAGCGGCUCCGUCGGCGCUCACUCCCUCUGACCCGGACAUACUAGCAGCUAUUAACCAGGAGGACUUCGAGGGCUUCUCCUUCUUAAACCCAGACUUUGCCCCGUCGCCUCUCACCGCUGUUUGAAAAUGGCUCCAACGACAAGUGUCUCCAAACUCCCGUUUCCCCACUGAUAGCAAUUUUAUAACAGAAUUUGAACGUGAGAACUAGCAGUAUUAAAGACACCUCUCAUAACCGAAUUCUGACGUUUACAUGACAAUGCCGAGGCACCUUUAUAUUCACGCACUCUCUCUGAUGUGUUUUAUCUUGAUAGUCACAGAAUACAUUGCAGCGAUGCAAACGAAGCCAGUAGAUUUCCAUCUUAGAGUUCUUUUGUAAGAGUCCUUUAACUUGAUAUAAGAGUCCUAUAGUAUAAACCUGAUAAAUGACUCUCUUUUGCAUGCAAUGUUUUUAGAAUGGAUUGUGUGACGCACUAGUUUUAUAGCAUAGAUUAUCCAAGAAAAUAUACCUUUAUAACUUUACAACCGACCAUUUUAAAACUUCUGAUUAGAGUCAUCUUGUGUUGUGAGAAGAAUGCAAUUACAUUCCUGAGUUUUUCUCAUACAGCUAUCAAGGCCACAUAGUAAACAAAACAAGUCACUUUUUAAUGAUUUUGCAGUUCAUACACAGAGAUAAAAAUGUUUAUUUGCAGCGUGUUCACACACAAUACAGUAAUUCAGCAUCAGAAGCACACUCACUCCAUUUGUGUGUGUGAGUGUUUGACCAUGACGUAAACUGAGCCGUAGCCCUUUUAAACUGACCUCCCACAGAAGAGCUCAGACAGGAUCCUCUGGCCUGGCCCGACGUCACACCAGUGCCCCCAGACGACCCAAUGUGAUGCUGAAACAACGCAGCGGGCACAGUUUAUGUGACGGUUAAUGCUGGCUAUAGUGCUGCUUCACUCUGUUAUCACACAGAGAGAGUCAGCACAGUCCUUUUAUUCACGAGUGGUUUUGUUUCUCUGUUAUUCUACAGCAAGCUGUGGAAUUAGGCCUCACCACGUUGUAAAGUACAGCAUCUGUGCUCCUUUAUGACAUCUGACAACUGCACUGAAAUAUGUGUUUGCAGCCUAGAAAAUAUGCCCCCUAUUAAUGUUUUCCUUUAGCCAAAACAGGUGCAUUAUGACUAUUGUGGUGUAUUCCAUAAAGCUUUUUUGCUGUGUAAUGACGUACUCACGGCAUUGAUUAGCCAUAAUUAAAAGUGAGGCUCAAUGGGACUGUUCAAUACAUGGAAAAAUAUUAGCCGUGCUGUCAUUAAACAUUAUCUGAGCAGAGCAGGUGGCUGCAGACGUGCAAUUUAAUAA